Molecule: messenger RNA, 389 nt
Organism: Ceraceosorus guamensis
Lineage: Eukaryota; Fungi; Basidiomycota; Exobasidiomycetes; Ceraceosorales; Ceraceosoraceae
Exons: 1
Coding region: 74-304 (76 amino acids)
Source: RefSeq, a predicted model, not a curated record
CCGCGUACCGGCCGCGCGUCCGCUCAAAUUGCCGAAAGCGCGCUGAAGAUUUUGGGGGGCGCGUCUAUGCUGCAUGCAUGCAGCAGUCGUGAGUAUAGCAGGGGUGUGGCCCAGGUAUGCUGGUGGUCGGAAGCCGUGGAGAGCCGAACCGCUGCGCAUCCACCAACGAAGCUCUCACUGGACAGCAGUGAUCUCCAUCUUCGCAAUCAUCCAGAUCCUCCCUCACCGCUGGCGGCUGCGAUUAGGUGACCCUCUCAAGCGUCUGCGAGAAUACUUGCAACGCAUGCACUUGUGUGUCGGCUGAUCUCUCCAGCCGCUAAGAAUACGCGCAGCGCCUGAUCUAGAAGUCGACAUCCUCAGCUGUGACCUAUCCCGGCGUAUCUUCACGA